Seminavis robusta is the source of this 2255-nucleotide messenger RNA. The record is from the annotation of a GenBank genome assembly. NCBI's taxonomy places the organism in Eukaryota, Bacillariophyta, Bacillariophyceae, Naviculales, Naviculaceae.
CACUCGAAAAAUUUGAUUUUGACAAACCUUAGGAUACUUAAGAGAUCUUCGGCUUGGUAUUUAACAACUGUACCCCAUGGCCACCAAAAAUACAAUGGCUCACAAAUUCAGCUCAAAUGGGAAUUGCUGGUCUGAGCUUCCCACGGCACUAUACUUGUACCUCCCACACCCCUGCACUUUUGCCUUGUGUGUGUUUGCCGCCGGGUUUGUUUGUUGGUUGUUUUGUUACCAGUUGGCAAGACCUCCUCUUGGAGCGACGGUGAUCAAUUAAUUAGCAAAGUAAAACAAAGCUAACAACACCAUGACGCACAAGCCGACUCAGAAUCGACGGCCCGUAACGACGCGCUCGUGCGAUGCGUCGUUGGGGACGAACGCCAUGGUGAUGGAUGCCACCGUGACGGUCUCGUAUCACAUGGAGACGGACAAGGAAGAUCUCUCCCAAGAAGAGCGAGAAUUGGCGCUGUCCUUUUUGCGGGAAGACUUGCUGCAGAGUUUGGCCAACAUUCAUUGUCCCAACAAUUUGCUGCAACGAAAACCGUCGAAUCGAAAUCGUCGUUAUUUGGAAUUGGAAGUCUUGUCACUCCAUGCGGGAUCUCCGCAAUACUCCUCUUCCCAAACGGGAGGACGUGUGACCUGUUCGGUGACCACAGAGGAAUCACGGAGUUGCGAUGCGAUAUCCAACGAAAUCGUGUUGCUGUUUGAUUCGCACAAUCCACAAGGCGGUGCCGCGUCUUUGCAUACCAUUGAAACCAACGUCUUGGCGACGAUUGAAGAGUACAUGAGUCACAGCUUUUACAAAGCACCCGUCAAUCACAAAUUAGAAGAAGCGGGUCGUUCCUUUGCCGUCACGGCAUUGACAUUUGUCCAAGCCGAAUUCCCCCAUGACAAUAGGGAACCCGGGCCCGGGUUUGCGCCCGUCAUUGUCACGUCCACCGAAGGCAAUACGGAUAACACGGCCCAACAAAUUCAAGCCGAACAGCAACAACCAGUCGUCCACAAAGCCGGUCCCAAAGAUGUGGCCGUCAUUGCCUUGUCGUCCAUGGCGGGUUUCUUGGCCGUCUUGUUGGGGUAUCUCGUCGUGUCGCGACUCCAUGCAUCGUCCCAACAUGGAAAGAGGGAAAAGAAAGUACCAGAGUUGGACGAUGAUGCGGAUGGAACCUUCGCCACGGCAGGGACCCAUUCCGGCCCUGAAAAGGGCGCGGAAGAAACCGAUGAUGACACGUUGGAGGAGGAGGACGACGAAGAAAACAUGGCGCAUUUGGAACUAUUGGAUGAAUUAAACUCCGUCAAUGGCAAGUGUAGGUCGUCGAUUUGCAAGGCAUGCAUCCAAGCAUCCGAUGACGAUACAUCCUACUUGUGUCCCAAUUAUCAACGAUUGGGACACGAUAACGAUAAAGUCAGUGUCCGCGUAUUUGAAAUGCAGGAUGAGUACCAGCAGUAUCAGCGCUUUCAACAACAUGAACCCAAAAAGCAAUUACGGCAACGGUCAUCCUACUUGUCGCUCUCGCAACACGGACAACAACAACAACAACGAUCGUCUCCCGCACCACUCUUGCCAAUCCAUGAACCGCCCCCACCACCGCCGCCUCCCAAAAAGGAAAAGGAAGCCAAAAAGGAAAAGGAACCAUCUCCGACGACAAUAGCAUCACGGCAAAGUACCUACGACGGCACUUACGACGGUACAUACGACGGUACCUACGACAGUACCAUUUACGACGAGGAUGACUCGUCGGAGGAUGAUGGCACCAGCUUGGACGAAGAAGAUUUCUCUAGCAAAGCCAGCUCGAGUCGAGCCAGUUCGUUCCGGGUGGUACCACCACCACCCUCUCAAGUCAACAAGGCACGAAACGACGAUAGCCCGCCACUCAAAGAACAGAACAAGACCACUCAAAUCUCUUACGAUAGCAAUGACAACAGUCUCUUGGCCAACACCAUGAGUGACCAAAGUGCCGCCGCCUUCGUGGCCGCCAACCCGGGAACUCGCGUUGCCGAUCCGCCCUAUUUGAAACGUUCCUUGCGGCCGGCCAAGACAGUCAAGUUGUAGCGUGGCUGGUGUGGACGACUACUCUAGUAAGCGGUGGGGGGUACGUUCUACUACGUGGGGGUGUUGUGAAUAAGAUAAUGUAUGUGUGGCAUUGGUUCACGUUGUUGUGUGUGGAAGGCAACAAAGGCAAAAGUUGCAACGGAGUCCUACUCUAUUCGCUUGGGAUACAUAAAAAUUAAUAUUAGUUAGUUCGGUAGAAGGAAAACUGGUG